This is a messenger RNA of Branchiostoma floridae (Florida lancelet), 1597 nucleotides long. Its product is annotated as snaclec agkisacutacin subunit A-like. Gene Ontology annotation, molecular function: calcium ion binding; signaling receptor activity. The record is from RefSeq and is a predicted model, not a curated record. The coding region runs from base 1 to 699 and encodes 232 amino acids. Lineage: Eukaryota; Metazoa; Chordata; Leptocardii; Amphioxiformes; Branchiostomatidae. The transcript has 6 exons.
AUGGCGGAUACAAGUGUACCUGCUCACCCGGAUGGACUGGACAGAACUGUCAGCAAGACAAAGAUGAGUGUACCAGUAAACCCUGCCUACAUGGACGACAUAGAUGAGUGUGCCGGAAAGCCCUGUAUAAAUGGACGCUGUGAGGACAAAGCUGGUGGCUACAAAUGCACAUGCUCACCUGGAUGGAAUGGACAGAACUGUCAGCAAGCCGGCCCCUGCCAGAGCGGUUGGACCGAGUAUAACAACCACUGCUACAAGGUGAUGACAGAUGCAGCAGCUGACUGGGUUACGUCAAACACAUCGUGUGAAGCACUGGGUACAAACCUUGCUUCUAUCAGAGACCAGACAGAAAACAAGUUCAUUGAAGAUCUUAUCUCUGGUGGUCCUAAAAGGAUAAUCUCCAGCAUUUGGAUUGGACUACGGAUCGAUAUCCGCACUAAGCAUCUGAAGUGGGCGGAUGGGUCAGGAACAUCUUACACAAACUGGGCUCCAGUAUCUACUUUCGUCGGUGCAAUUGGAACAUUUGACGGUGGACACAGAUGUGUCAGUAUGUUCUCCAAGCCUACAGAUAUCUACAGGGGAACAUGGCUCACGCGAAUAAAGGUGCAAAGAGGCAUGUGGAAGAAGUUUCCAUGUGAGGCGAAGUUUCCCUACAUUUGCAAAGGUCCGAGUAACAACAAGAAUAACAGUACUGGUUAGAUCUAUUGGUCAUUGACAGAAUAUGUUACCAUUCGUGAGCACCAAAUCUGGCCCAAUUUUGAUAUUUUCUAUUGAUUUAACUUGGCCACAACACUUCUACAAAAGUUUCUACAAAAGCUGAAAAUUGACACCAGCAAGUUUUUCAAAGAGAACUUUUAAACGUGACACUGCGCAAGGAAUGAUACUGCCCAUUGUGAGGAAGAAUUAAUUUUAGUAACGUUUCAUUCCACCUUCUUUGUUUAAGACAAAAAGUAGCUUUACUGUCUGUUUCGUAGCAAACCUAUCAGAAAUCUUCUUAGUGAUCUACAUUGCAUUGGAAAGACUCAAGAAUGUUGUAAUGGUUAAGAAGAAUCAGUUUUGGUAAGUAAGAAAAUGAUAAGUUGUGAAGUGAACGUUACUAGAAAGCACUGAAUAAUGGAAUGGAGUGGAAUCAUUUUGUGAAUAUCGUGUGUAAUGAUGAUGUUUUAUGUAUAUGUAGAAGAUGUGAAUAUGCAUUAUGAAACCUUAUAAUACAGAAGAUGCAGGAGUGAGAAGGAGAGAGCCGAGAGAGAGAAAGAGAUCUAGAGAGAGACAGAGAGAAAGAGAGAGAGAAAGUUUCAUAUAGAUCUGACUGUGGGCUACAUUUGAACACAAAGUGCUGUAAUAUGCUGAGGCAGUUCAAGUUGAUAAGUGGAGAUCUAUUCUGUGUACUUGAUCUAUUUCUCAGCUGAAAUGUGUCAAUUUUUAUGAUUGUACAUGUAGGUGUAUUGGUUAUGUGACAAAUGGAAGUGACCAGAGUACUUGCAAAAUCAUUCGUAGUGACAGAAAUACUGUUAGUACUGCUUGUUCGCUAAGAAUCUUGUGAUCUUUUGAAAUCGCCAAGCUCAGUGAAAAUAUUGUAUGAGAACAAAAAAAUAUA